AAGCAGACCUGCGCGUUUAUCAGCAGCCAAAACCUGAAAUACAAGAAUGGGAGGAGGGAGAAGCGCAGACAGCAGAGCGCUGCCUUCCAAAGUUCACCUGUACACACACCUGCGGGUGAGCACUCCUUCAGCCUGAGCUCAUCAGAGAUGGAACAGCGGACGAAGACGGCGGACGGCCUGAUGUGCUCUCCAACCUAGCAGAGCGGAGAAGGACAGAAAAAGCAGAAAAAGAUGUGAUUUUGAUCUGGUAUCGCUGUGAUCUUUCAAGGUUGCUGUGAUUGUCUGUUUGGAUUACUGAACUUGGCUCCUUGUGUGGAGGAUCAUAAUCUAGAACGCUGGAUUUUCCUGUCUCUCAGAUGCCUCUCGGUCUGGAUAUGUGGCCUCUGGUCCUCCUGCUCCUCUGCUGCUCUGGUUACUGGUGUCACGACUGCUAACAUGACAAGGCUUUAUUUUGCAUCCCGCAAUUUUUACAGCAUGCUCUCUUGGGAUGAAGUGGACAUCCCUGGUCAGAAUGUCCUGUACAGCGUGGAGUAUAAGCAAUAUGGAGAAUCGUGGCGUCCGAUGGUGAAAUGCCAGAACAUCUCCACAACUUCCUGUGACUUCAGCUCCAUUAUAACUGAUAUUUACAUGGAACAUUACGCCAGGAUUAUGAUCAACAGCAUGUGCUUUGAGAACUCUAAGCCCUUCAUUCCUAUACAACUAACCACUCUUGGAGCUCCAGAGGUGUCCGUUAGCACUGCUGAAUCCUCUUUCACUGUGACAGUCACCACUCCCAUGGGACCUCAGAACAGAUCGGUUAAGGAGAUCAGCCGUGACGGCUCUGGACAACUACACGUUAACUACGAGGUCCGCCUCACACACCCAGCAUCCAAAGCUGGACAGAAGGGGAUACGAAACACAUCUGGCGUGAUCACUCUAAGCAAUCUGGAGGUAAACACAGAGUACUGCGGCACUGUGUUCUUCCUGUGGACCCAUCCGUCCAAUCUGAAGCAGAGUGAGAGCACCACCUUCUGUGUGACUAUCCCAGUGAAGCCCUGGAUGCACAUGUUCAUCAUGCCUGGUUUAAUAGCUCUUUUCCUCCUGAUCACCCUGGCCUUGGUCUCAUGCCAGCUGUAUGUUACGAGGAAGAGUCGUCUGCCUAAAGUGCUGAUCAUGCCAAAGAUUAGCAAUCCUCCGUGUUAUUCGGAUCCUAAAGUGAAGCUAGACGACGUAAGGAUAUGCUCGGAAUCUCCAUGGAAAUUUGACAAGCCUGAGUCAGGCUUGUGUCCUGUUAUGGAGGAGUCAAAAGAUGUAAAUGAAGGGGGCAGUUACGCCGCCCAGGACUGUCAAGACCUUCCUUGGCGAUGUAAUUCUUACACCAAUCAACAGGUGGCGCCGGUCGAAAACUGCAGCCAAAGCAAUGACUCCGCAACCAGCUACAGUAUGGUGCUGACUUCCAUGGUCCCUGAAGAUCCGGAGGAGUCGCCCGACUCUGCUAUCGAAAGCAACGACCUUCCAGGAACGACGCCCUGCGCUGGAGAUUGUAUUGACCUGUGGAACCAACGGCCAGCCCAAGGCCUGGACGAGAAGGACCCAGACUCCAAUAGCAAGGCUUUAGUGCUGCCAGUGUCACGUGUUGCCAAUGGAAAACUUGAAUUCUCUCAGUUAACGUUCCUGCCUGAGCUUCUGAGUCCUUCAGGAUUAUUGGCCAACGGCUCAGAAAUCACACCCCUCAUAACAGGAUUGACCCCAGCUGGAGAAAGGACUCCUUUGCUGACUGAUCUCGUCACCAUGGACGAGACGGAAAGGUCGAACGGUGGAUUAGCUUCCAACUAUGGAAGAGCCUACUUCCCAAAUUACGUCCAGCAGAACAUUCCGGGGGUACCCUCCACUGACACCAUUCCUUCAAUGUCAUUAUCUGACUGUGCCUCAAGCUACAGGCAGAACUGGGUCCCGGGAAUACCCCUAGAGUCUCAGUUCAAUGACAGGGAAACUGAGCAGUUGACUGAAUCAGAGGAAGAAGAGGAGGUAAAGGAACCACUGUCAAAGUUGGGGGCCAUCUUUUUGGAUGGAUUGGUGGUUCAAAUCCAAGGACAGUGUCUUUUUCCGAAAGCAAGUCCGUAGAUAACUGUGGGAAUGUUAAUGCUCACACAUGCUAAUGUUGCUGAAUGAACACUAUCAGGGGUCAGUUAACAUUAUGCUAAUGAGUUUGUGCAAAGGGCUCCCCUAGCUUAGCAUGUUCUCAAAGUGCCACAACUGUGAUACAAAUG
Messenger RNA from Colossoma macropomum (tambaqui), 2249 nucleotides. It is a transcript of the gene ifnlr1, whose product is annotated as interferon lambda receptor 1. The transcript is spliced from 7 exons. NCBI's taxonomy places the organism in Eukaryota, Metazoa, Chordata, Actinopteri, Characiformes, Serrasalmidae. The record is from RefSeq and is a predicted model, not a curated record. Gene Ontology annotation, molecular function: protein binding. The coding region runs from base 436 to 2103 and encodes 555 amino acids.